AUGAGUGUUACUAUUAAUAUCAAUGACAUCUUUGAUGAUGUUAUCCAUAAAAAUGAAAGACUUGUCAAACAAAUCAAAUUAUGUGAAGAAAUGGUCAAUAGUUUAGUGAUUUGUGUUAAUAAUUGUUUGAAUUGUCAACAAAAUUAUGAAAUCAGCGAAAAGUUGAAACAAUUUGAGUGUCAAAUGAAGACAUUGAAGACCGACGACAAUGAAGUUGUCAAUGAAGAAGAAGAAGAAGAAGUCGAUGAACUGUUGAAUAAUUGCGAUAAAAGUUUAUCAUCAGAUGAAAUGACAAAAUCAUUGACAAACAGGACAUCAAAGACAAGAAGUGGUGGUAAAAGAGUGGAGACUAUAAUGAAGAUAAAGAAGAUUAAGAGGAAGAUAAAGAAAGUGAUAGAAACUGAAUCUGUAGUCGAUAUAAAUGAAGACAAAUUGAACAGUAAAUCAAGUGAUAAUCAAUUGACAGCAUUCAUAGACAAAUUUCGGUCACAAAUUGGUCGACGAAAUGCGGGAUAUGUUUGCAAUGUUUGUCAGUACAAGACUGGUAAUCGUGAAUACUUUGAGACACACAUAAAUCGGGUGCACUUAGAGGUCAAGCCAUACCAGUGCACGAAAUGCUUGAAAUAUUUUCACGGAAGGUAUCAACUGUUUCGCCAUCGUAUUCUCAAUCACGGCACAGAUAUCAACGAAUUGACCGCUAGAGAGGUCAAAAAACGGAAAACUCUGGAGAAAAAUAAAUGUCAAUAUUGUAAUCGUUUACUACACGAUAGACAGACACUUGAAAAUCACGUGCGUUGCGUCCAUAACGAUAUAGACACUCGGGUUACGUGCGACACGUGUGGUAAACAAUUUCUUCAUAGACUAUCUUUGGCUACGCAUAAAGCCAUAUAUCAUUCAAAUCGCGAUCAUCUCAAUAACUAUGUAUGCGAUUGGCCCGACUGUGACUACGAAGCGCUCAGUAAAUAUAGUUUAGAAAUCCACAAGAAACGUCAUAUGAAUGUAAAACCGUUUGCCUGUGAAUGGCCGGGUUGUGAGUACCGUACGGCUGCCAAAGGUGACCUGGAUAGACAUAGAUGUACACAUGAUAGCAUUGGAAAGUAUAGGUGCGAAUGGCCCGGAUGUGAUAAAGUUUGUACACGACCAAUAUUAUUACGACUACAUUUAAAACGCAUUCACCAGGACUUACCCGCCAAAUAUAAGUGCCAGUGGCCGGCGUGCGGUAAAUCAUUCAAAAUGAAAUCAAAUUUAACAUUUCACAUGAAAGUACAUAGCAAGCCGUCUAUAGUGUGUGAUUGGCCGCAAUGUAACAAAAUUUUUAAACGCAUGGAUCACAAGAAAAAUCAUUUAUUAACACAUCAACGAAAAUAAAAAUAAAAUUAUAUUAUCAU
Oppia nitens is the source of this 1388-nucleotide messenger RNA. Its product is annotated as zinc finger protein 761-like. Gene Ontology annotation, molecular function: RNA polymerase II transcription regulatory region sequence-specific DNA binding; DNA-binding transcription factor activity, RNA polymerase II-specific. The record is from RefSeq and is a predicted model, not a curated record. The transcript is spliced from 6 exons. Gene Ontology annotation, cellular component: nucleus. Lineage: Eukaryota; Metazoa; Arthropoda; Arachnida; Sarcoptiformes; Oppiidae. Gene Ontology annotation, biological process: regulation of transcription by RNA polymerase II. The coding region runs from base 1 to 1368 and encodes 455 amino acids.